UCGUCUUGCGAUUAAAAUGGCCGUGCACAAGCAGACGACUGACUGAGUUAUUUGUGUGCUAAUUUGUUAUCUAAAAUAUUAAAUUUAUUCGAUAUUUAUUAUGAAAUAGAGUUAAUGAAUAUCAAAGUGUUUUUAAUGGUGAAUAUUAUUAAGUUGAUAUAGUGAUUAAAUAAAUACAAUAUUGAUAUUGUUAACGUGAAAAUUGUUAAUCCUAACGCGCGAGAGAAACUUGGUAAAAUUUAACAAGAAAUGGACCCUUUACCCAUUUUUGGCAUCAAUUUCUCAGGAUUUUUGAUAACUAUCUGAGAAAAAUUGUCCAUUUCCUUCUUAUCAAGAUGCGGGAGAUAUUAAAUUUGAUCCCCUGGAGGCUAGUGGGGAUCUAAAAUUAGUAAUAGAAUAAAAAUUAGUCCCUAUAAAUUAAUCUUUUUAUAUAAACAAAGAAUCAAAGAAGAUAAUUAAAGAAGAAUAAACACAAAAAGAGAUAAGAAUAAGAAAUAAAUUGAAAAGAAAAGAUUUUCUUAUUUUGUGUAUUGUACUAUUUUUUGCUUUAACAAAAAUCGAAAAAUAAGAGUGAAAAUAGAAAACGAAAAGUCAUUAUAAUAAAAGAAAAUGUCGUUUCUAUCAAAUUUAAAGAAAGCAUUCCACUUCGGUGGCAAUGAUGCAAAGAAGAAAAAACUCUAUAAUAAUAUUAAAAUGGAUUGUGAUCCAUCAGAAUUUUGGGAUAUGAUUGGAGAACUUGGUGAUGGUGCAUUUGGUAAAGUUUACAAGGCACAACAUAAACAAACGCAACAGCUGGCUGCUGCAAAAAUGUGUGCGUUAGAAGGUGAAGAUGAUCUGAGCGAUUUUAUGAUAGAAAUCGACAUUUUAUCUGAGUGUAAACAUCCAAAUGUCGUUGAACUCCAUGAAGCAUAUUUUAUGGAUGGAAAAUUAUGGAUGUUAAUUGAAUACUGCGACGGUGGUGCUGUAGAUUCGAUUAUGGUUGAAUUAGAAAAAGCAUUGACCGAGCCACAAAUAUCAUAUGUAUGUCAACAAAUGACCAAAGGCCUUUCUUUUUUACACAAAUCGAAAGUCAUACAUAGGGAUUUGAAAGCCGGAAAUGUCCUAUUGACAAUGGCUGGUGGAGUGAAAAUUGCUGACUUCGGUGUAUCUGCAAAGAAUAAACAUACAUUGCAGAAACACGAUACGUUUAUUGGUACGCCUUAUUGGAUGGCGCCGGAAGUGGUAUUAUGUGAGACAUUUCGAGACAACCCAUACGAUUUCAAGGUGGAUAUUUGGUCUCUGGGUAUAACAUUAAUAGAAUUUGCUCAAAUGGAACCUCCUAAUCAUGAGAUGUCACCAAUGAGAGUAUUAUUAAAGAUUCAAAAGAGUGAUCCACCCAAGCUAGAGCAACCAGGAAAAUGGAGUAAAGAAUUUAAUGACUUUAUAGCAAAAGCUUUAAUAAAAGAUCCAACAACGAGGCCUACUGCAGAUGAACUUCUCAAGCACCCAUUUAUUAAUCGGACGCUUGAUUCGAAACCAAUCCGCGAUCUUUUAUUAGAAUACAAGGCUGAUGUUGUUGAAGAAGAGCUUGUCGAUGAAGAAGCCGAAGAGCAGCGCACGUCGCAGCUGCCUCUGGAGUUGGACCAACUCGCAGAUGAUUCAACGUCGAUGCGCAGCGACACUGAAGUUAAACUUGCUGAAAAGGAUAAUAUUGUGUCGCCGGAAGAACCGAAGAAGGAGGAAAGCAAUAAGCGUGAGAUGAACCGCGACUCUGAAAAAGAAGAAAAGAACAAGAAACUCCGUAAAACAGAAUCUAAGGAAAAUAUUCCUUUAUCUGUUGAUAAAAAACCUGCACCAAAACCUCCAACAACGGGAGAGAGUAAUGAACGUCGUACAUCUCGUGAAAAAGGACCAGCGCCACCACCACCACCACCUAUACGUCAAAAUAGUCGGAAUGAAGAAAUUGAAAGCCCUCCAAAAGUCAUAGAGAAAAUGAAUUCUGUAGAUAAAAAUGAACGACCAGUUACGAUUGAUUUAGUAGAAAAAGAGCCAACAGUACUUCGUGAAAAUAAUGUCAGUGAUAUUUCUAAUUCAUCAGUAACAGUAGAUAAAAAUAAAAAGUUAUCGGUGGAAAAGGUUGAAGAUAACGUAACAGCAAUAAAAGAGAAUGUGCAUGUUGAAAAGAGGAAAUUAAGUCAAGAUAAACAAACUUCAUUAGAAGAAUUGAAAGGAGUUCGAGAUCGAGUACACGAACGUCCAAGACAUGAAAAACAGUCAGAAAAUAGGAAAAGCUUGGACGCAAAACGUCGAUCGGUGGAAGAAAAAUUGACAGCGGUCUUAGAAAAACGUAUAUCUAUGGUAUCGGAAAAGCAUCAAGCUUCAAUGGUAGAUAAAAAUGUAAAAGCAAGUUCUGUAGAAAACAUAAAAACUAACUACGAAAGUCCAAAGACGGAAUUAACAAAGAGCAGAAGUGUAGACUCAUCAAGACUCGACUCUCCGGACAAUAAAUUUGCCCCAGAGUUUAACAAAAACGCUCUUGCUCAAGAGAAGAAUCGUGACAUGGUGGAUCGAAGUGUCCACCGACAAGAUUCAAGUGUGGUAUCCGUAAUUACAUCGACACCAGUGAGAAGUCGAAGUGUAACUCGACAAGACAAUGGAGAUGUCGUAGUGAUAACUGGCAAAUCUCAAGAACCAGAUAUUAGAUCAUCAUCAACCACAGUUCGCAUUACUUCAGAUUCUCCAGAUCCUUCAAAUAGUUUGGCGUCUAAUAUAAGUCAAGUAACAGUAGUAACAACGCAUCCACCAGUUUUGAUCGAUGCAGCAGCAACGCUACCUCUUUUGAGACCAUCUCCAUCUUCAGAAGUCGUGAUUGUAGCCAAUGAGACGAAUAAAACUCAAGUAAAUGAAAGCUCUACUGAUGAUGAUGGAUUUACAAGUUUAGAUUCAUUGGAAUACACACCUCAAGAACAACCAAUCAUUAUUACUGAAGCCUCUAAGCGAAUCGGUAAGAAAUUAGAUGAAUCUGAGGUCAUUAUUGUCAGUCCUAUUGUCGAUGAACUUCAGGAUACUAGUCACGUGUCUGUAGUAACUGUUGGAGAUGAAAAAGAACAAGUCAAAGAUUCAUCAAUUGUUGGGAAACAAAAUGUUAUACGAUCUGAAUCGUCGCAUAGUGAUUUAAGUUCAGAAAGAUUAAGCUCCAAGAGUGAUAGUGGUGACGAAGCGAACAAAACUGCAAUGAUCAUCACUGGAACAACGGUAAGUGCAACAGAUGUUGAUAAUGUUGGCAUAAAAAAAAUGAAUGGAGUAAUAAAUCAGAAAGAAAUCAAGACCAAACGAACGUCACCCGAUUGUUAUGAAGGUUCUCGAUCUCACAGUGAUGCCAGCUCAACUCGAUCACAUACUCCAAACAAAUCUAUUGAUAAAUCAGAUGCUGAGUCAAUUUCCACAACAAUUAGUCAAGAUAGUCGAGGAUCGAAUAAAGAAAAUCAUGUGGUUCAUGAAUCUCGACAAUCGGAGGAAGAUGAUGGAGUUGUUUUGAGAAGAAAGCCUGAAUAUAAUCGAGAAGUGCCGAGAACGAAAACUAAGGAAGACAUUCAAAUGAUGAAUUUGAAGAAGAAAACAAGAAAGAGAACGAGAAAAUUCGAAAUUGAUGGAGUUGUUGUAACAACUACAACGUCAAAAGUUAUUUAUGGAGAUGAUGAAAAUGGUCGAAUUUAUGAUGAUCAAAUAUUCCGGAAGCAAGAGUUGAGAGAAUUGAAAAUGUUACAAAAGAUGGAGCAGAAACAGUUCCAAGAUCUGACGCAAAAAGCUCACUUUACAAAGGAUCAACAAGAAAGGAAGUUUGAGCAAGAAAGACAGAUGUUGGAACGUGGUGCGGAUGCAGAUUUAGAAAAUUUGACAAGACAGCAGAGACAACAAAUCGAACGAGCUGAAGCUCAACAAGAAGCUGAUUUCCGUUUGGCUUCGAAAAAAAUCCGUAGUGAACAAGAAAGAGAAUUGAAACAAUUCCGAGAAAGCCUGAAACAAGAGUUGAGACUUUUAAAACAAGAAGUAGAUUUGAUGCCCAAAGAGAAACGAAAGAGUGCAUUCAAAACUAGAAAAGAGAAGUUAGAAGCAGAACAUGAAGAAAGAGAAAAAAUAUUCAUGGAAAAAUUAAAUGACAGUCAUGAUACUUCGUUGAGAAGGCUUUCAGAUUCUUACAGAGAAAAAAUUGCAUUGAUGGAUCGACAAUUCCUUCAGCAAAAACAACAAUUGAUGCGUAACAGAGAGGCUGCAAUUUGGGAAUUGGAAGAAAGGCAAAUUCAUGAAAGGCAGCAGUUAUUGAAGAAACAGUUGAAGGAUAUUUUCUUUUUACAACGACAUCAAAUGCUCAUAAGGCACGACAAAGAACUGGAGCAGAUGAAAAGAAUGAACUUAAGAAAGGAAGAUGAGUUGAUUAAAAGACAGACAAUUGAACGCAGAAAUUUACCGAAACGAAUAAGGAAUGAAAUGAAAGCUAGAGAAAUGAUGUUUAGAGAAUCUAUGAGAAUUUCAAUUUCCUCAACUCUUACGCCAGAUCCUGAUGCUGAGAGGGAGAAACUGAAAAAAUUCCAAGAAAAUGAGAAAAAGAGAUAUAGAGCUGAGCAACAGCGAUUUGAAUUGAAGCAUGCAAGACAGUUGGAAGAGGUAAGAGCGCAGAGCGAUGCGACAAUCAAAGAACUAGAACAGUUGCAAAAUGAAAAAAGGAAGAUGUUGAUGGAGCAUGAGACGAUGAAACUAAAAGAACAGGAGGAGGCAUAUACGAAAGAAUUGAGGGAGUGGAAAGCGCAGUUGAAACCCAGAAAACAGAAUUUAGAGGCCCAGCUGGCGCGUGAAAUGGAAGAAUUGGAGUUACGCUACAAAGAUUAUCUACCAUCCCGACCUUCUCGUAUUUCUAUAUCUACACUUGCUUACACAACGUUGUCGGUGGUAGAUCAAUGGAAAUUGUCACCCCGACUAGCUCGUUCUACUCCUAAUUCACCAACUUCCAUUACAAUUCCCAGAGUCAAUUUGAAAACAGGCUCAGAUACCAGUUCAAUGACUGGAACCUUGUCCAGACCCACUCGUAUUGUGAACCCACCCCCUCGUAAAUAAUCUGCUCGUUUCUUCCAUUCUCUCUCCGUCCAUUGUUGAAAUUUCAGUUUCUAAUCCAAUAAUCGUUCAUUGUUUACUUCAAACUUUACAUUCAUCAUUGUUUCAAUCAAUUACACACUUUGUGUCUCUUGUCACUGCUUUGAUUUAUCAUGAUCCAUUAGUAAUGAAAUUACUUAACAGUCAAUAUUCUCAUGCCAUAUUUAGUUCAUAUUAACUUCGAUAUAAUAUUUAAUAUGUUUAUUAUAUAAUAAAUUUUUUGUAAAUAUUAUAUCGUUGUACUAAAACAACUAGUGAUCUAUACAUGUAAUGUUUUGAUAGAGAAUUAUUAUAUAUUUCAUUUUAUUGGUAUAUGAAUAGUAGAAUUAUAGGGGUGCACAUGUUUAAAUAUUCAACAAUUAAUUUUUUUUUUAAUAAUCUAUUUAUUAAAUCUUUACGUACCAUGCAUCGAUUAAGAUGGUUACAAUAAUUUAUUGAAAGUAAUAAUAUCUGUUCAAUGGAUAAUAUAUUACUAAAUAAUAUUUUGUUUUAUUUUUUUCAUUCAUUACAUAGUUGAAUUGACACAAUUAUAUGUAAAACCACUGGGUGAAAAUUUACAUUUAUGUCGCUUUAUACAUUUAUUUUGUUUACAUUAUGCUUUUUGUUUUUGUAUUUGUUUUUCUUAUCACUUAUUUCUAUUUAUCAUUAGAAAGUUUUGCUUUUUUUUGCAUAAAAAAAUGAAAUAAACUAGUACCUUUGACGAGAAUGAAGAGAAAGAAUUAAAAAAAAAAUUUAAGAGACUAGAAGAACAAUUUGCAAUACAAUUAGAAGAGCAAGAAGCUAUUUAUGGUCCAAGUGCUAUGCCACUAUGUCUGCCAUCAGAUCUUCCAGAUUUAACUCACCAUACGGCGGGUUCAACACGAAGCUCAUUGUCUUCCGUAAGCGAGGGUUGAAAAUAAAUAAACAAUAAACAUUUUUUAUCAA
Chelonus insularis is the source of this 6051-nucleotide messenger RNA. It is a transcript of the gene Slik, whose product is annotated as Sterile20-like kinase. Lineage: Eukaryota; Metazoa; Arthropoda; Insecta; Hymenoptera; Braconidae. Gene Ontology annotation, biological process: protein phosphorylation. The coding region runs from base 610 to 5091 and encodes 1493 amino acids. Gene Ontology annotation, molecular function: protein serine/threonine kinase activity; ATP binding. The record is from RefSeq and is a predicted model, not a curated record. The transcript is spliced from 12 exons.